GGUUGCUGUUCAGGUGAGGAGCAGAUCUGCUUCAUGGUCUCAGACCAACUUAUCUUCAUUUCAACUUACCCUCUUUACUUCUUGCUGUACUCUCUCACACAUAUCCCCUCUAUCUGGAGAAGAGGGGCUUUAUGUUCACUGUUCUCAAACUGGAAGCAUAGCCGCUGGGGGCAAAAGACACCACGCAAGAAACUUGAGCUAGACUGACAGUUCGCUGAGCGAGAGCUGCUGCACAUACCAGCAGAAGACGACCAGCUUACUGAAACUGGACUACCACAGAUUGUUUCAGCAGGCUGUUGAGGUUUGGGAUCAAAGACUGUCAUGGAUGUACUUGCCUUAGAGGCAAAGAAUGUAAAUGGAGCAGAAACUGAGAAGAAGUCUGCACCGAGGCCAAAACCAAAACAACCAAAAAAAGCUAAAAGGAUUGUUUACUUUGAAGUGGAGAUUGUGGACUUAAAGACUAGAGAGAAGCUUCUGCUACUGGACAAGGUGGAGCCAACUGCCACUGUUCUGGAUAUUAAAGCUUUAUUUCACAAAUCAUAUCCAAAGUGGUAUCAGGCCAGACAGUGCUUGCGUUUGGAUCCAAAGUCCAAGAGUCUAAGGGACGAAGAAAUUCUCCAAACACUUCCCGUUGGAACCACAGCCACUUUUCUCUUCAGUGAUCUUGGACCCCAGCUCACAUGGGGAACAGUGUUCCUAGCAGAGUGUGCUGGUCCACUGAUCCUUUACUUAAUGUUCUACUUCCGCCUUCCCUUCAUCUACUCUCCUAAAUAUGACUUCACCAGUAGCAAGAACUGGGUCGUACACUUGGCCUGCAUGUGUCACUCCUUCCACUACAUCAAGAGGAUUCUGGAGACGAUGUUUGUCCAUCGUAUCUCCCAUGGGACCAUGCCUCUCAGAAACAUAUUUAAGAACUGUGGCUAUUACUGGUGCUCUGCAGCUUGGAUGGCAUAUUACAUCAACCAUCCUCUCUACACCCCACCCUUUUAUGGGCAGCAGCAGGUGAAAAUAGGUCUUUACAUUUUCUUGUUCUGCCAAGUUGGGAACUUUUCAAUCCAUGUUGCGCUGCGUAACCUCAAACCACCAGGUUCGAAGGUCAAGAAGAUUCCUUACCCAACAAAAAAUCCAUUCACAUGGAUUUUUUGGCUGGUCUCUUGUCCAAACUACACAUAUGAACUGGGCUCCUGGAUCGGCUUCACAGUGAUGACCCAGUGUGUGCCUGUGGCUUUCUUCACCCUUGUGGCCUUCAUCCAGAUGACUGUGUGGGCCAAAGGCAAACAUCGCAGCUACUUAAAGGAGUUUAGAGAUUAUCCCACACUCCGCUCCUCCAUACUGCCCUUCAUCCUGUAGAGCUUAGAAGAGAAAGCAGCCGCUCCUACACGCAUCCAAUUCCUAACUGGCUGUUUUUUUUUUGUGUGUUUUUUUUUUAAUGAUUCUUCCAUCCAUCUGGGUGUCAGGGAGUGUGUGCUGACGUUUACAGUGUAACUUCAUCAUGGUCAAAAUGUAUUACUUUUAUCCAUAACAAUGAAUGUUAGGUGAAUAUAGGACUGUCAGAGCCAAAUGAAGACAGUGAAAUGCAGCAAAGUCUUACUUUAAUAUUGUAAUCUAAAGAGGAGAACAAUUAUGAAAUUAACCUUUAUUUUGCUACUUUUUUGAGUUAUAAAAAAAAAAAUCUAAUGUUUUUAUAGCUUUUGGUCACAUCAGCAGUAAGUUUUUUUUACAGAGCUAAGAAACCAUCUGCAUUAUCAAAUGAGUCUGCAGCCUGGAGCUGACAACACUGCGGCGGUGUCUUAACACCCAGGCAGUAUUACACCGAUCUGAUCCCAAAGUGACAUUUUCGCUAUUGUGGUGCUGUAAAAUGAAUGUGCUUUUCACAUAACUCUGCACUGGCUGAACUGGAAAUUAAAUAAAAAACUUUUUUUUUUUCAAUUAAACCAAAGAAAGAAAAAUCAUGCUCCAAGAUUUGUGAGGAAAACACUCACUGCUGAGCAAGUUUUUUAUUGGAAAUGAAAAGUUUGUUUACAAUAUUUAACCCAAUGGAGCACUGGAACAAUUGCUUUUUAGUGUAUGGCUGAUUCAAAGUUAAUAAACAAUCAUGAAACA
Molecule: messenger RNA, 2103 nt
Organism: Melanotaenia boesemani (Boeseman's rainbowfish)
Lineage: Eukaryota; Metazoa; Chordata; Actinopteri; Atheriniformes; Melanotaeniidae
Gene: tecra
Product: trans-2,3-enoyl-CoA reductase a
Exons: 11
Coding region: 322-1350 (342 amino acids)
Biological process (GO): very long-chain fatty acid biosynthetic process
Molecular function (GO): oxidoreductase activity, acting on the CH-CH group of donors
Source: RefSeq, a predicted model, not a curated record